UUGUAGAACAUUCUUUUAGCCUCUAGUUAAAAUUGGCGGGUUUUUACGUCACUUCCGUUAAACUGGACCUCUCCUCACCCGCGACGUCAUCAGAUGAAAUCAAACAUGGCCGACAGACGGUGGUGGUUAUAAAAGUUAGCGACGGCGAGGAGAAAAAAGUGCCGUGCAGUUCCUUUUUGAGUUAGCAUUUGUUAGCUGCUAAGCUAAUUUUGUCACCAGUUGGCUUUGUGGACUGUUUGGAGGAGCAAAACAAAGACGAAAUGGACGUAAAGCGACCUCACGGCGCACCCCAGACGAGCAGCAGCAGCAGCGGAGAGUCGAGCUGCGGCAGCCCCGGAUCCCCAUCGAGGAGCCCCGCACAGUUCGCGAGCCAAACCUCGGCCACUAACGUGUUCGCCAACGACGGCAGCUUCAUGGAGCUUUUCAAGAAGAAGAUGGAGGAGGAGAAAAGGAAAAGAGAGGCGCAGCACGCAGGUGGAGAUGCGGGGCCCAACGAGCAAGGACAGACUUCAGGGGAAAAGAAGGCCCCUCCUGUGACGACCUUUGUGGGGAAGCGCAGAGGCGGUGUGUUCCUCAAGACCGGCAUGGUUGCAAAGAAGCAGAAACAGGACUCGGACGCUGACGGAGGCAAGAGCGAUGCCUGGUCAAAGUACAUGGCAGAGGUGAAAAAGUACAAAGACCACCAGUGUUGUGACGACGAUAAAACCAGACCUCUCGUCAAAUAGGACCCCCUGAUUUGGAGAGGACGCCCCUUUGGAAGACGCUCACUGAGAGCCUUCGUGAACUGUUAAAAAAAGACAUUUUUCCCUCUUUUUGUAUUGUUUUUGUCUAUUUUCGGGCUGUCAUGUUGGUUCAGAGACUCAGCUUUAUAAAAUAAAAUAAAAUGUGGCAUGAUUGAUUUGUUGCAAGAA
Messenger RNA from Oryzias melastigma (Indian medaka), 911 nucleotides. RefSeq names its product telomerase RNA component interacting RNase (gene trir). The record is from RefSeq and is a predicted model, not a curated record. The coding region runs from base 261 to 725 and encodes 154 amino acids. The transcript is spliced from 4 exons. Gene Ontology annotation, molecular function: 3'-5' exonuclease activity; 5'-3' exonuclease activity. NCBI's taxonomy places the organism in Eukaryota, Metazoa, Chordata, Actinopteri, Beloniformes, Adrianichthyidae.